UUGUCAAUCUACAAGCCCUAUUACUUGGGAAAAACCGGAGGCAGAGGAAAAAGGAAAAAAAAAAUGGGGAGCCAAAAAGCAGAGAAGCCCUCAAAACCAUCUUUGAAGAAAAACCCUAACCCUAACAAAAGAAAGCUUCUUGGUCCAAAAACAGUUCAGUCUAAGAAGAAGAAGAAGAUUAAGCAACGCCUUGGUAAGACCAACGACAAUGAAAACCCAGUUCAAAACAAUGAAAUCCAGCGACACCAUGAUUCACAAAACGACGACAACCAGAAGCUUCAACCGAUAUCAGGGUCAGCUCAGCUUAGGUUCUUUCUGGAACAGUUUCAAUCUGCUAACGGCCUCCAACUUUCUUCUAUAGAAUUAGAAUCCAUCAAAGAUACAAGUAUGAUGGAACUAACUCAAAGCACAUACCAAGAUUUGGAUACCUUGGGGAAACAUAUGAAGGCGGCUUUUGGCUCAUCAUGGAAAGAAGUACUUUGUGAAAAGAAGCUUUCAGAAGGUAAAAUUGAGCCGGGGAGUCCAGUGAUCCUUGUUAUUAGUUCAUCUGCCUUGAGAUCAAUUGAGUUACUAAGGGGCAUGCGAUCCUUGACCAAGGAAUGUCAUGCAGCAAAGCUAUUCUCAAAGCAUAUGAAGGUUGAAGAGCAGGUAUCCUUGUUAAAGAACCGUGUUAACAUUGCCAGUGGUACACCAAGCAGGAUAAAGAAGUUAAUUGAUAUUGAAGCACUGGGGCUUUCGCGGUUGGCUGUUAUCGUGCUUGACAUAGAGCCUGAUGUUAAAGGCUAUUCCUUGUUUUCACUUCCACAAGUCAAAGAUGAAUUCUGGGAUUUGUACAAGAACUAUUUUCACCAGCGACUUCUUCAAGGUUCUCUGCGUCUUUGCCUUUUCGGUCAAUUACCAAAUGGGACUGAAUUUAAGGGGAAAAAGAGGAGGAAGCCUGAUGAAUGAGUUAGUAUUUUCGCUUAAAUUAUAAAAAUUUUGAGCCGAGUAUUUUUCUGUUUUGCUGGCAUUCGAGCCUGAGUGUUUUAUGAGGCAUGUAUUUUCCCUUUUUUUUUUUGUGUAUUAGAAGUGCAUUAGCCUUUUUUAUUUAAUUUUAUUAUUAUUAUUCUUCUC
Messenger RNA from Ziziphus jujuba (common jujube), 1113 nucleotides. RefSeq names its product protein CMS1. The record is from RefSeq and is a predicted model, not a curated record. The transcript has 6 exons. Bases 64 to 948 code for a protein of 294 amino acids. NCBI's taxonomy places the organism in Eukaryota, Viridiplantae, Streptophyta, Magnoliopsida, Rosales, Rhamnaceae. Gene Ontology annotation, cellular component: 90S preribosome; nucleus.